Dendrobium catenatum is the source of this 735-nucleotide messenger RNA. RefSeq lists its product as uncharacterized. NCBI's taxonomy places the organism in Eukaryota, Viridiplantae, Streptophyta, Magnoliopsida, Asparagales, Orchidaceae. The coding region runs from base 45 to 461 and encodes 138 amino acids. The record is from RefSeq and is a predicted model, not a curated record. The transcript has 4 exons.
CUUUGUUCUCGGCUUUCGAUCUCCUUGAGGUUUCUAGCUUGUCCAUGUUUUCUUCUUCAUCUUUCGCGGCGGUAAGGAAACUGCACGUGUUCGGUCGACCACCUCGACUCACCAAGCUCGCGCUCCAUACUCCGAAAUCCGUCGAGGUUGAAUUCUCUGAUGGGAGUUCAUUCAAUUUUUCAGCAGAGUUUCUUAGGGUAUAUAGCCCUGCUGUUGAUAGCAAGAUAAGGUCGGUAGGUGGUGAGAAGGUUAUCUUUGGUAGGCGUCAUGUUGGGAUCAUGUCAGCUGAACCAAUAGGUAACUAUGGAAUUAGAAUUCUUUUUGAUGACUUACAUAAGACUGGAAUCUACACUUGGGACUACUUCUAUCAUUUAGGUUCUAACAAGUUUUCCCUCAUGAGAAGCUACAUCAAAACUUUGAAGCAGCAUGGCCUUAGCCGGGAUCCGCAGAGGAGAAAAUGAUCUCGAAAACACCAUACUAGUCGCUGAAUCCAUAGAUGCAUUUCAAAUCGCUUUUGUAAUAUCAAAGGUACAUAAUCAUCAACAUAACUAUUCUUGUCAGUCUUAUCCUAGUUAUUUGGAGUCGAGAUUAGGAAUUAUCAAUCUUCAUUCAUUACUAUUUGAUGCUAGUUUCCAUCAAGGAACGCUUCAUCUAUUUGCCUUUGUAAUUAAAGGAUGCUGCAUAUUAAACAGCUGUGAUGUCCAAACAUUUAUCAAUUCUCAGGCCGUUAGACUA